CACGCAUCUACUCUUGCCUGAGCAACCCUCACUCCCAUUGUAUUCUUCUUCACCAACGCGUGCGCAUACCGACGUGGAGGACGUCGACGAAGGCUCUUGUUAAAUCGAGAAGAGGGAGAUGGGGAAGAGUGGUUCCCGAUGAGCGAGCACUCCCGCUGUGUCACUGCGCCCCCGCGAUGACCUCGCGCUCCUCUUACCGCUAGCCAUACCCACUCUCGCUCGCCUCACUCCCACCCGUCACACGGGAAGUUCCAACAACCAUGGCUACAACAGUAGUCACUCGGCCUGCGCAAGCCCUUCGCAACCGCCGCGACGGCCCCCGACCAGCGUCCAUCUCCAAGCGGCAGAAUGCCAUGGAAGCGGCCACGGAGCAGAGCAACAAACGGCGCAAGCUGAACGAACCCUUCGUCCGCGACUCGCAGUACAUCUUGGACAAGUUCUACGGCAAGCAGCCAUCGCUCACCAUCCACCUCUACGAUGCGACGUUCCGCUUUGAAGGCCAGGACGUCAGCUGGACCUACGACUCCCCCAUGAAGUGCGUCCUUCGCCAUUUGAAGCAUCAGACCGUGCCGCAUGAGAUGAUGGAAGAGCUGCUGUCGGGUGCCAUUCAGUGGUAUGAUGGUUGCCUGAUUGUCGAGGUACACAACCACCGCGCCAAGGCGGGCAAGGAGAAGGGCAGGAAAGACUUGACGGCGAAUGAUGGAAAUCUCAAGUUUGGCAUGCACAACUAUACUCAACAUGUUACCCCAUCUCCUAUGGUCGCAUAUCCGAGCAAAGCGAUCACGGACCAGGCGCUAGAGCUGGAGAGUGCAGACAGCCACGGCGGGAACAUGGCGGCACCCGAAAGACCAAGGGACAAGGAUGGACCCAGUGUUGUCACCGUGGUCAUGCACCCGACGCCUCUAUCACAACAUGCAGAGAUGAUGAUCCUCAUGAAGACUCCCGCGGAUCAGAUGCGAAGUAACAAGAAGAGAGGCGCUGAUGGUGCUCCCACCGCAGCCCCGCCCACUCCCCAGAUGUUCGCACCUCCGACCCCCCUGACGCAGACCUCACGUGGCCCCGUCACCCAGUCGCAGAAGAUGUGUCUGGAGGAUGGCGAUCUAUAUUCGUUCCAAGCGGAUCUGCUGGUUGCAACGGAACCGCCUCUCUACCUCGAACCUGUCGACAAUCCGCAAGACGCGGAGAGGGUGCUCGAUAUGCUUCAACACCCUCUCCACCAAGCUCAGCCACCUUCUUCGAAGACUCGUAAGAGGACUACCGCGGAAGUGGCGGCUGACGAUGCGCAAGCAGCCGAGAGUGAGCGCAGGCUGCUCAUCAUGGACGAGCGCCUCAAACCAACCACCGCUGGUGCAGUUGCAAAUGAGAAUCAAAACGCCGCUGCUUCUCUUGGCUUCUCCCGAUUCAAGACCAUCGAAAUGGUGCGACAGAAGCACGAGGAAGCCGAUCGUGCCAAGAAAGAGGAGGAGGCGCGGCUGGCGUUGGAGAAGAGGCAAGCGGAGGAGCAGAAUGCCAUUCAGCAGAAGAAUGAGCAACUGGCGCAGAGACAACGACAGUUGCAGAUCUUGGCGGCGCAGCAAGCCGCGCAGCAGCAACAACCGAACCAGGCCAACAUCGCCCUCAUGCGACAGGAACAGUUCCGCCAGCAACAAGCUGCUAGAGCGCAACAGCAGGCACUUAUGAAUCAAGCCCACGGUCAUCCACAGCAGAACGGGAUGAUGCCGAACGGACAGCAGGGCUUCCAGCAAGGAAACCAGGGUGCGGCAACACAGUCAAGCCCUGUAGUAAGGAAUCAGACGCCGAUGAUCCACUCGUCGCCAAUGACGGCACAAGGCGGCUUCCCGAUGGCGCAGACGUCUAGCCAAGGUGGCGGCAGCCCUCAACGCCCGACUUCUGGCGCGAUGGCGAACCCCAUGAUCCGACAGGCCAGUCAACAACAUCAGGGCAGUCGCAACAACACCCCGCAAAUGCCGCAGGGCACACCGGCGAUGGCGCAAGCCAUGCCUCGACAGAUGAGCCAGACGCCACGCAUGCAACCUGGCAGCCCCGGAUCGGUGAUGCAACAAGGCACGCCAAACAUGCCGAUGGGGAUGCAGACACCACAAAUGGGCAAUCAAAGUCAAUUGACGCCCGAGCAGAUGCAGAUUUUGCGUGCACAGCAACAUGCCAUGCAGCAGGGACAAGCGAACGGGGCGUCGCAAGUUGCACAGUUCAAUCCCGAGCAGCUGUCACUUCUCAAGAAUAUCACUCAGCAGCAUAGUGCGAUGAACCUGCAGUUGAGCAACGCUAUGAACGCGGCUCGCCAGGCGGGAAACCAGCAAGCGGCCCAGACUUACUACAAUAGAAUCCAGCAAAACUCCGCUCAACUGAAGGCUAAGCAGGCUCAGGUGAUUGCCAGUUUCCAACAGCAACAACAGCAACAGCACCAGAUGAAUGCUGCGAACCAGAUGGGCAACGCCGGAGGUGGUCAGGCCGGCAGUCCGGGAGGCAUGCAGCAACCUACGCCUCAAAUGGGCCACGCACACCCCCAGCAAGCGGGAGGAGACCCAAACCAAAUGUCCCCGAUGCAGUUUGCGAGUGCGCAAGCCAAAGCGCAGCAGCUCGCCGCCAUGCGGCAAUCGGCGCAACUCUCGCACGCGCAACAGCAACUCCAGGGCCUGGCGCAGCAAUACAGCGGGCUGAACAACGUGCCGCCUCAGAUUAUUCAAUCGCUUCCCCCGGCCGCCCAGCAGCUCCUGAAGCAGCAAAUGCUGCGCCAACAAAACGCCCGCCAACAACAGGCUUUUCGCGCGCAGGCUGCCCAACAGCAGCAACAGCAGAAUGGAGGCAGCAACGCCACCGCCGCCGGCGGCAACCACGAACAAGUCCCCGGCUCCCAACCAAAUCCGCAAUAUAUGCAGCAACUGCGCCAGAACCAAGCCAUGCUGGCGCAGAUGCAGAGCCAGCAGGCGCAGCAGCAGCUUCGGCAGCAGCAGCAGCAGCAGCAGCAGGGAGGCGGCGGCGGGAUGGGAUUCAAUAUGCCGAAUGGAGGGAGUUUUGGCGCGGGCACGCCGGAUGGGAGUGGGGAUGGUGGUGGUGGUGCGGGAGGGUUGGGGCCGCAAUUUGCUGCUAUGGCUAAUGCGGUUAAUCGGGGGAAUUCUGGAGGGCAGCAGGGGCAGGGACAGUAGAGUUGGGUCGUGCGGAGUGUGGUUUGCAUGUGUGAUAGGGAGGUGCUGCAGAAUGACUGGAAGAGGAGGGAUGUUUUGAUUGCUUUCUGGUUGAAGAAUGGGUGCGCGGGUGCGCGGGUAAUGUUUACACCUCGCUACGGUGUGUGUGUUAGUAUUGAGACGUUAGAAUGAAUUGUACUUUCUGAAACACGG
Molecule: messenger RNA, 3356 nt
Organism: Neohortaea acidophila
Lineage: Eukaryota; Fungi; Ascomycota; Dothideomycetes; Mycosphaerellales; Teratosphaeriaceae
Product: Spt20 family-domain-containing protein
Exons: 1
Coding region: 261-3164 (967 amino acids)
Biological process (GO): regulation of transcription by RNA polymerase II
Cellular component (GO): SAGA complex
Molecular function (GO): transcription coregulator activity
Source: RefSeq, a predicted model, not a curated record